CCUAAAUCCUUGACCUAAGCUAGGCUAGGUUCGUGGGAGAGAAGGCGGCGAUCGGGGACGAUGGAUGUGGUGACCAGCACGCAAAUGCUCGCCGGCCAGGGGAUUGACAAGGUCGUCGUGCAUCCGCUCGUUCUCCUCAGCAUUGUGGACAACUACAAUCGCGUCGCCAAGGAUACGCGCAAGCGAGUUCUUGGCGUGCUGCUGGGCGCUACCUUCCGGGGCCGUGUGGAUAUCACUAACAGCUACGCAGUACCGUUUGAAGAGGAUGACAGGGACCCAAGCAUUUGGUUUUUGGAUCACAACUAUCACGAAGCGAUGUUUGAUAUGUUCAAGCGGAUCAAUGCGAAGGAGCACGUUGUUGGAUGGUACAGCACUGGUCCCAAACUACGUGAGAACGAUCUUGACAUUCACGAGCUCUUUAGGAACUACGCUCCUAACCCGGUCCUGGUGAUCAUCGACGUACAACCCAGGGAGCUCGCAAUCCCUACAAAGGCUUACUACUCCAUCGAAGACGUCAAGGAGAACGCCACGCAAAAGAGUCAAAAGGCUUUCGUUCAUGUGCCAUCGGAAAUAGGAGCUUACGAAGCUGAAGAGAUUGGUGUCGAGCAUUUGCUACGAGAUGUGAAGGAUGCUACCGUAUCGACACUCGCUACCGAGAUUGGAGCAAAACUACAAUCCCUGAAAGGACUUGAGGCGCGACUGAAGGAGAUACGUGCAUACUUGGACAACGUUGUUGAAGGCCGAUUACCAUUGAAUCACGGGAUUCUUUACCAUCUUCAGGACGUUUUCAAUCUGCUCCCCAAUCUAAACGUCCAGGAACUCUUCAGAUCUUUUGUUGUCAAGACGAACGACAUGAUGCUCGUCAUCUAUCUCUCUUCUCUUAUCCGAAGCGUCAUCGCUCUACACAAUCUCAUCAACAACAAGAUGCUUAACAAGGAACACGAGAGACUCGCGGAUGCUUCAUCAGCUGGGUUAGUCAUAACAGCUUCAGCGGGCAGCUAACUUUUCACCCAACUAGAAAUCUUCUUGCGACGGUGGUGCCUCGUCGUCGGUGUGCAAAAACCGGUAAAACUUUCCAGUGGGAGGAAUAGACUUGGUGUUGGAUUUGUACAAGCGGCCAUCCCACUCGUAGAAGAGAUUGAGGUUAUCAACGAGCUUGUGGAAAACGUUGCAUCCUUUACACUGCACGAAGAGAAGCUUGCGUGUUUGCGGAGAGGAAAGAUGGAAGAAAUGGAAGAGUUUCUACCUGGA
Messenger RNA from Selaginella moellendorffii, 1251 nucleotides. RefSeq names its product 26S proteasome non-ATPase regulatory subunit 7 homolog A. The coding region runs from base 61 to 1002 and encodes 313 amino acids. The transcript is spliced from 10 exons. Gene Ontology annotation, cellular component: proteasome regulatory particle; proteasome complex. Gene Ontology annotation, molecular function: metallopeptidase activity; protein binding. NCBI's taxonomy places the organism in Eukaryota, Viridiplantae, Streptophyta, Lycopodiopsida, Selaginellales, Selaginellaceae. The record is from RefSeq and is a predicted model, not a curated record. Gene Ontology annotation, biological process: proteasome-mediated ubiquitin-dependent protein catabolic process.